UGACAUAGUUGUCAUAUUUCAUGGCGCAAGAUGUUUUUAGCAAAAUGGCUGAGGAACAGUGGAUUCUUAAUGAAGAUGGAUAUUUAAAUGUAGAUACAAAUGUUAAAGAAAUUGUUUACCAUCCAUACCUUAAUGUCAUCUUAAUUUGUACACACACUGGAGUUGUGCGAGUUCUUGAUGUGAAUUCUGGCGUAAUUUUGCACUCCAGCUCUCUCUCAGCUCAAAAUCUUUCGGAUGUUAAAUGCAAAUACAUUCCAUCUUUGGACAGGGUGUUAUUUACAGAUGGACAAGCGCUGGGUGUGAGAUCUGAUUACAAUGGUGUUUUGCUACUAGACAGUAUUCUUCAAAAGAGUAUCGGUGAUGACAGAGAAGAAGUUAGAAUAGAGUUGCCCCUGUCUGAGGCUAUAAUUCUGAAGGAAAGCCUCUCCUCGAGCAACAUUCAUGGGGUUGAGACAAUUGUCAAUGAAUUAACAGAUGUUAUUUCAAAUGCUCAUCAACACCACAAAAAGAGCAUUAAAGCACAAAAGUGGAAUACAGUAUGUCUAACUGUUCCUUUAGAAGACCUUAAAAAUGCUACAUCUACAACUGUUAGUAACUUAUUGGCAAAAAAUCAACAUACUCCUGAACUAGGUGUAGCAUCUGCUGUUCAGGAGAGAUUAUCGGAUUUAUUAGGGGAAAAAGUGAAUGCUUCUGACAGAAAAUCAAUGGCAAGUGAAUGGAGACGUCGUGAAACUUAUUCACAAUGGCCUCAUAUGGAUUAUAAAUGGGCUCUUCCAGAUCAAAUGGCCCAAGCAGGUUUCUACCACCAACCAAAUUCUUCAGGCGAUGAUCGUGCAAUGUGUUUCACAUGUUCAGUUUGCCUUGUGUGCUGGGAACACACUGACGAACCAUGUAGUGAACACGAGCGUCACUCUCCAAACUGUCCCUUCGUCAUUGGCGAAUAUACACAAAACGUUCCACUAUCAGUUACGUAUGCCACCUGUCCAGCUGUAGAUGCAAGGUACAAUGGAGAUAACAUUAAAGUUUUGGGACGUAGUACCGUUGUUAAUUAUGUACCAACAGCGAAUGCUGAUGCAUUUAUAUCCAUUUUUGAUGUCAGUGGAAAAGUCAAAAGAGCUUAUUGCUUUUACGUAUCACAGUUUCAUUCAUUUAUUUUGGAUAAGUAUACAGAGGAUUUUGGACAGGAUGGAGGAUGGCCUGAUUUUAAAAAAUAUCCAUGUGAUAAAAGAAUUACAGCAACUUGUAUAGUAGGUGAUAAAAGCAACAUCACAAAUAAUAAAUCCAAACCAUUGAGGCCAACUCUAAUUUGUGGUCUAACCCUUAUUAGUUUAAAUGACAAAGAACCCCAUGUACCGCAAAUAGAACAAAUAGACACUGGUAAAGCAUAUUUAGUUGUUUAUGAUUUUACUUACAAUAAGCAAUGUGAAGAAACGGAAGUAGAUACCACUCUAUGCGAACAGUCAUUUGUUCCCGUUCCCAUCGAAGAAGUUGAAAAAAGUCUUAAAGAACCACAAGAAAGCCUUUCUGAUAUAUUCAAUAAUUUAGACCCUGUGUUAUGUUCUUUUUACAAAACACUUAUACCUGGAGAGAGCGACGAAGUCUUCAUUCCGCCACCCGUAUCAACGAAAAAAUCUCAUACGGGACCAAAGGUACUAAUUUUCGAUGAUUUUAACAAUGUCAAUAAAACGGGCUCUUCUACCAAUGGCCAUCAGAUAACUACUAAUGGGCCUCUAAGCAGUGGACCUAGCGAAUUAAGUAUAUCAGAUCAUAUAACAGAGGUUAAAAAUAGUACAUCGUCUAAAAAACUAAAUUACUCCCGUGCAGUCCAAUGUGUAAAUCUGCCGACACAAUGUAGGAACUGUCAGCACAUAGAAAUAGCAGAUAUAAUACCCACACAUGACCAAAAUCACGUAUUGGUAGUAUUAAAAAGCCCUAUUACGCCACAAAGUUUUCUAGUGAUAUAUCCACUGGAUACUUCGGAUAAAAUGGUAAAGUUAAAAGAAGAAGCAGUAUUAGUAAAAGAACUGGCCUGCAACGAAAAACCAGUAGAAAUAAAUUUGUUGCCCACUAUAGAUAAAUUUGGUAUUUUAUCUGAGAUAUCUUGUGAUGCAGAGGGCAACGCAGUGAUGGUUUGUGUAGAUGGCAUAGUUAGAAUAGUUAAUUUGUCCAGUUUAAAGAUAAUUUGUUAUGCCAAACUUGAAACUGAGGGAUUCGUGUCGGCUGCUUAUUGUAAUAGUUUAGAUAGGUUAUGUGUUUCAACAGAAGAAGGAUCCCUACAUUUCUAUGCGCUUAAUAAUACAGAAAACGAAUCUAGUGAUGACCACGACGAUGAUGACAUUUUUGGAAUGCAUGUAGAUGGCAAUAACACCUUAUCACAAUCAGCAGACGUUUUAGAUGGGGCUGAAUUUCUUAAGUGUUUCCAAAAACCACCCGAUAUCAUACCUUUACAUGAUCUGAAAAACUUGAAAUUGCUCUGCGAUUUUGAACCUCUUCGAAUUGGUUAUUGCGUUGUUGUACCUCCAUGUUGGAGCGAAUUUCAGCAGUCUCUGAGACAACGCAGACAGCCUCAGUGUGAAGGAGAGCAGAAUUCUAAAACUUGGCGAUUGUUAACUGAUACUACUACUUGGGACGAACACAUUUUCGAGAUUACUCUCCCAAAUUCGACUGUAUUGGGUCACGUUGAUGUUCAUUUUACACUUCAACCUUGCAGCGGUUCUCCCAAUGUCGAAAUCACACUUCUUCGACAAAAUAAGAAUGGUAUUGGUCACAAAAAAGACGUUAAAUUUUCAGUUGAUGAUACUGUAACCAUAGAUAUGUUGCAAUGGGUAGACAAUCCUGUAACGUCUCAGGAAUAUUUAAGGGCACACAAUGCUGAUAUUCUGGCUGGUCCGAUAGACUUAGCUUCACACUUGGAUCUAACGGAACAGAGCGGAAUUGUCACUCUGACGAGUCCAAAAUUGUAUAAGACCAAAGUUCGAAAUUUACUACUUCACAUCAGAGCUGUAAACACUAAAGAUGAUGAUAAUAAAAAUAAGACCAAAAAGUUUAUCGAUAAACCUUCGACAAUAAGUAUUGACAAAUUGGCUCUACCAUCAAGAAAAAAUGAUUUUUACAUGGGAUGUGAUGUUAUUCACGAGCUUAGUGUAAGCUUACAUUCGGUAAAACAUCCAGAAAAUUCAAAAGAACGUGCUCAGGGCAAUUUGAUGUUAGAAUCUAACACUGUUAUUGAUUCACUGCUUCUGACUGCGGUAUCGAGCAUAAAUAGUGAAGAAAUCGGUUUAGUUUUGGAUAUACUUGAUUGGAUAGCUUCCAUUCGAUUGAGUAGAAAUAGAAGUAACAAUGGAGCUGCUCCUACCCAACAAUUGGAGUUUGUUUCAACAUUACAAGAACAUCUAACAACUCUUUUGCAUCAAUGCUUGUUACUUGGAGGAAGAAGUAUUGCCCAUAAGGCUGUCCGAUUAAUAAUUACGUGUUGCAGUGGUACAGAAAACAUCAGCUCCAGCUGUGGUGAACAAUUCAACUCAAUCGUUCUUAAAUCAAUUUUCUCUAUUCUGGAUUCCAUAACUGAAAUAAAAUCUGCUGCUGGUUUACAGUGGAUGUUCUCUCUCUUGCUAAAAGUAUCUACAAAGAAUCAAGAAUCUUUAAUAGCAUCUAAAUGCACUUCACUUCUUAGUACAGUAGCAAAUGAACUAUUAAAUAGAUCAAAUCCUUAUCACUUGAUAUUAAGAGGUCGUUAUGGAUUGUAUGGUACACCAAUGGAACCAGAAUUGUUUGAUGUGGAACCGCCACCUUAUGUGAAAAGCGAUAGGUCUUCAACUUACCUUUUAACAUCUAAUAACGCCAACCAAGCUUCCCAAGAACCAUCUUCCCCUAACGUCUCUAAUGCCACUAGUUAUUCUUUUAAUAAGGAAAAUAUUAGUCCGAAAGAUGUUCUCUCCACUUCCACAACUAAACUCAAGUACAAAAACAUUGCAUCUUUUCGCGUUAUCCGAGGCCUUAUCGAGACCCAACCGCUUCACUUCUCUUGUAUUUGGUCCAGUGAAGGCACUAGGGUGGAAAGGGCUGAUUCGACUCUAAACCCUUCGACUUUUAUUAAUAAUUUACCCAUUUUUACUUCUACGCCAAAUGAACAUUUGGAAGAAAAUGUCGAAAAGCUGAUGGAUAAGUUGAAAAUGAUGAAGGAUCAGGUGAAUAAAGGAAAGCCUGGAUAUAAUAAAUGGGUAAUUGAAAUGCUGCAGGAGUCUGGAUAUCUGGAAGAUAAAACUAUGUUUGGUUUUCCUGAAAACGUUUAUAUUACUCCAAAGUUAACAGUUCAAGAAAAUUCAAUCAUGGUACCAAAUGAAACCGUAAAAAUAACGACUAACAUACCAGAAGAAAUAAAAACCACAAGCGGUCACGUUAGUGGUUUACCAUGGCAGGAACUUUUAACAGUACCUCCAAAACAAGUAAUUGUAGUGGAAAGAAUGCAUUCGGGAGCUAGAAGACAUAUUACUUUAGAUUUUGGGAAGCCGAUUUUAUUGACAGAUAUAUUUAUACCAUCUUGCUCGGAUUUGGUUACAUUGACUAUUGAUAUUUGGUUGAAUGGAGAAGAUGUCGAUGAAACUAGAUUGGUAGUAGCCAUGGACAUAGGAACAAGGAAUUUAUUACUAACGGAUUUACAACCGCCACCAUUGUGUAGAUACAUGAAGAUAACCGUUGUUGGGCGCUACGGUAUGUCAACUGUAAGAUGUCGAAUUCCAUUGGGUUAUUUCUAUGGCCACAUUACUAUGAUGCCUGAAGAACCUUUCCCUUUGGUUGCACAAACUUCCAGUGCCACAACCGAUUUAGAUAAACAACUGGGAAUCUUAGCCAAACUCUUUGAAGAUAUUAGUUGCAGAUACAGUCUGGCUUGUUCGAAACUUAAAGAACUUUUACAGCCAUUUAUAGUGUCUGAUAUGAAAAAUGCCGCACAUUUGGCUACCUACAUGAACAUUCUAAAAGAUAGAAGUGCUAAUGUUAGUAAUAUCGAACACACCAAAAUUUUUUCUGUUUAUCAAGAGACUAUUAGGUACCAGUAUCAAUUGAACAUAAUUAGGAACGUAAUGUCAAGAAUAGAAGGAAAUAUAUCCACUACAGAGACGCAACUUAGUUGUGAAAUAUCAACAGAUAAAUUGACUUCUAUAGCAGAAGGAUUAUUAGAAGUGUUGUUGUCCAUCGAUUCUACAACUGAAAUGUCUAACGAAGCAUGCCAACAAUUUUUCAAAGGUCUCUGUAUGACUCAAUCGUCUAGAUUGCAGCUUCUCGCUGCGAUAUUUUUGGAGAAAUACUGUGGAAAAACGAUGUUUUGGGGCGAUUUCUUAGCUGAUACCUUAGCGGAAAAUUUCUCGACAUCCUGUAUCUUAAGAUUUCCACAAGAUAGAUUGUUCAUUCUCUUAUCGUACCUUAGCAGAAAAUCUUCAGAAAAAAGUGCUGUUAUUGAUGCAGCAUUAAGAGUUGUACAUGAUACAUUAAGUCCACUUGCUACUAAUAGAAGAUCGCUACUAGCUGCUACAAUAGAUCUACCCUUGCUAUCCUGGCAGUUAAUGUAUCUAUCCCUUCAGUUAUCUUUGUGCAAAACCUCGACUUCUUCAGCUAACAGAUGGAAUUGGGUACUUGGGGAGAUGGUAGGUGCUAAAAACGUUGAUAAUACAAAAGGAAAUAACAGAAAGAAAACUUGCAAAAGAAUGGCUCAACCAUCCACUAAUCCAUUGCCGAGUUACUCAAGUAUUGUUAUAAAUCCUGAUAACGCUUAUCAACAGAAACUGAAAAGUAUGAUGAUGCAUGAUAAAUUGUCAAGGUUAAAAUAUAUUAAGAAAUUGCAAGACGAAGGAAAGCUAUUAAAUAAAGAGAAGAAGGAACAGUUGCCCGAAAAACCUAAUAUAUUACUUAAAACGCCACAAUUUAUUGAUAAUAAUCAUUGUUUGAUUGUUGCGAAGGGUCUUCUGCAUUUAAUAUUAUCGAUGGACCACUCUAGCAGCGCUGACAUGCUAUUAUUGUGCUUUAAGGUAAUAUCAAAAUUGGUGACAUUGGCUAAAUUACAACUGGGACAGCUUUUAAAAGAGAAUCAGCUGUUGGAGCUGAUUCACUUCUGUAUAUCCAGCAAAAUUCCUUGGGCGCCGUUUGCUUUGGCUUGCUUUUUACAAGAUGCAAUGGAACUCAGUUCUGUCAAAAUUGAAGAUAUUGAGAUGGAGACAGAAACUGCUAUAUCUCCUAGCUGGACACAAAAUGAAUCAACCCCGGAUAGUGACCAAACAAUUGAUAAUUUUAACGUAGAUGCACUAGUAGCUGAAACUUCUAAUAUACAAGCAAAUUCAAGUUCAGUAUUACAAAAUUAUAAGGAACAACUAGAAGUAGAAGCAGUCGUAGAAGCAAUAUUAUCAAAGAAAAACAACCCACCUAUGUUAAAUAAUAACAAUUUUCCUCCACUUCCCUCAGUUUACGAAUCAGAAGAUUCAGAUUUUGAAGAAAUAUUAGAUGAUUCGCAAAAACUAAGAACUACUGUGGCUAAAGGACCUAAACAAGUAUCAAUUUCGAAUUCUGGAUUGUCAUGCGCGAUGGAUCUGAGGCUUGAGUUGGGAGUACAAUCUAAUUCAGAGAUAACAAUAAAGAAACUAAUCAUUAGAAACACACAGCUAUUACUUCAAAAUAUUUCUUUUGAAGGAUUACAGAAAGAAAGUAGCAAUGAGUUAAACCCUUGGCCUACGCUUGUUGAGAAUUUUCCAGCUGAGUCACUGUUAAACAACCAAAAAAUGCUGACGUAUUGCUUUGCAUCUUUGUUUGAAAACAUUCAAAAUCAUGAUCCUUCAAAAAUAGAGCUUAUUUUGCAGCUGUGGUUAACUUUGAAUGUAUCGAGUAAAUACGAGCAGUUUGCACCCGGAACGAUCCCACAAAUUAUACUCAAUUGUAGCUCCAUAAACUUCCUAAUUAGUGCAAUGGCUUGGACGCCUGGAUUAUCACUGACCACCUGGUGUAGUGCCUUACAAACUUUAACUUUGGUUUGUAACAUGAACAACGGCAAAAAGUGGUUCGAUUUGUCCGGUAUGGCAAAUACCAUUGUAAAUCAUGUAAAUUUUGUGCAGUUCUUCUUGAACCUGUUGUCCGGUACUGGUCCUGUUUUCAAUGGAAAAAUAUUAGCUGGCCCUUUACUAUGCAAAGCACUGCACGAUUUUCUGGUGAGAUUACAAAUGCGUUGUGAUGUAGUGAGCCCAACCAGCAAACUUGGAAACCAUUUAAAAUCAACAUUACUGAAGGUUACCUACCAACUAACGCAACCUUCAGGUUCAGUAGCUUGCCGAUUAGGUCCAUUGGAUGCUCAGUGUAAACUGUUACAAACUAUGCUUUAUUUAGAUUUCACUAAUUCUGAUUUAAGUAUAGCCAUGAGUACAUUGGAGAGCACAGCCGCUUUGGUUCACAGUUAUGUGAUAAAUACUGAAAGAGUUAAAUGCAUAAGUAUAGGAGAAAAACAAGGCGUAAUGACAAGCACUUUCAGUGAUAUAUUCGCAAGCGUUUUAGGUUCUGAUUCAAAUAAACAGGAUAGACCAGUCUCAUAUGAAGAUCUGUUGAUACUUAUGUUAAAAUUGUUAGGAAAAUUGGUUCAAACGCCGCUGCCCAAUCAACAGGAAGCGAUGGACACCGAAACGGCGGCUACUUCUCAAACAGACGAAAGUAAAGCAGAACAAAUCCAUCAAGAAAAUGCUCGCGUUCAACCCUCGAUACCUUGUUUCGCAGAUGUCGUUCUCCAACACCAUCCAACUGUCAUUAGAUUAUGUCGCUGUUUGGCGGCAUGUAAGUCAUCUUCACUUUGUAUGCUAGCUAAUGUUUCACAAAAGGUGGCAUUUUCAACAUUAAGCGAACCCAACACAGUCGGCGAUGCUAUCUUCCAUCUGUUAGCUUUGCUGGCUAGAAAGGCUUCCAAUAAAGAUUUGUUACUAAGGCCGUUGCUAAUGUUUCUAUCGCAAGAACCCCAACUGAGUGAGCCUCUAUUGUGGUUCAUUUUACAAGUUCUUGAUACUGAAGAAGCCAUACAGAAGUUCUUUGAUGCAGGUGGUAUAUCAAUAUUGGGCAAUAGCAUAGUCAACAGCACAAUAUCUCCUAGUACUCUUUCAAAAAUUGGAACUAUUUCAACUGUAAUGCAGCAUUUUAGUGGGAUAAAUGCACCUACGGAUCCCAAAACCAUAGUGUCAGCAGCAACAACAACUUCUAAAAAAUUAAUGCAAUCUUCACUAGAGAGUAAAAUGUCUUUGAUAAACUUUGCACCAUAUUGUACGAUAUCUUGUGAGUCCAGUACUGCACAAUCGGCUGAUGUUUUGAUACAAGGCGUAUCGGGAUCCACGCAUAGAAGAGCUAGAGCUCCUUUAUGGUCUUAUCACUUUUAUCCAGAAGAAAACCACACGGAACUUAUGCUCCAGUUGCCCAGCGCUAUAUUGCUAAGAGAAGUACAGUUACAACCACACGCAGGUAGUUUGGCCACCUCUCCAUCUUAUGUGUCCCUAGAAGUAUCUGCGAAUGGGCCAUCUCGACUGUCACCUGUUUGUUUACCAUUACCGACGAGUGGACUGACGUACAUUCGUAUGCAUCUACCAGUGCCGAAAGUAGUAAAUUGUGUACUCAUAAGACUAUAUAAACCACGAGAUGCCAGCAGUAUUGGACUCAUACAGAUUCGCUUACUAGGAAGCUAUGCUUUCGGUGGAAGUUUAAUGCAAGGCUCAGAUGCAGAGGAUGAAUCGCAUUGCAAACAUAGUCUAGGUUGGCUUAGAUUACUCCAUCACUGUUUCACUCUUGCAUCAGAUGCCGAGAUGAAACGUCAAAUUAUAGAUUGCGCUUCCAGAGUUCCGAACCUUUUAACUACUUGUUGCGGUUUGUUGUUGGUACCGUCGCAUAUUCUUCCCGUUUAUUUGCCGUGUUUGGAAAAGGUGUUAAGAGAAUUGGCUCUGCACAGUUCUGAAAACGGUUUUCAUGCUAUUAGAGUGCUGUUGGAUAGCAGAUCUGGAAUCGAACCUCUCAUGGUGUCAGAUGUAAAUUGGCAAGACAGAUUGAUUAAUAUAUCUGGUUAUCAGUCGGCGUGUGAAUUGCUAUAUCAAAUUUGUGAACAUCAGGAUCCGCACACCUCCUAUCGUGUACAAAUAAUAUUAGAAUGGUUAGAAACAACAACAAAUGAAGCAGUAUUAACGCAAAGCACCAAUAGUUGUAAUGCGGCAUAUUUUUCUAGUAUAGCGUCAAUUUUAUGGACAGCCAACCAAUCCCAAGUGCAGUACAACUUAAAAUCUCUCAUAUCAGUAGAAUUAUUUAACUCCAUAUAUACUUUGAAAACUCAAACAGAAAGUAACAUUAGCCUUAAAUAUUCGUUAGAUUCGUUACUUUGUUCUAUUUGUUAUAUAAUACCGGAAUUUUUCCCGAUUUUGUUGAAAAAAAUCGGCGUAUUGGUUCCUAAUCUUUCUACCGGCCAUGAAGCUUCCAUUAGCGAUGACAGAAAAGAUUCAGAAGGUUUGACAGACGACAACAAGCGUGUGUACGAAGGUACUUCAGAAUGGUACGGCCAUUUAGUAAUAGGAGAACUUUCUAUCUUAAAUUUAAGUAGAGAACAGUUAGAAACCAUAGCAUUAGUUAGCAGAUCACCCACAUCUAUACAACAAUUACUUGACUCAGGAUUGCCUAAAUUAUUAAACAGUGCAAUUUUGGAAUUCUGUCAGUCUGAAAACGAAUCAACGGUACCUAUGGCCAAACUUGAAAAUGUUACAAGCAUUCUGCAGUUCUUUACUGACGUCAGCGAUGAAAAAAUGAUGAGGGAUUGGUUAGGUUCAGAAGAUGGCUCAUCGUUUUGGCUGCAUCUACUCAAAUGGCUAUGCAAAAAAACCGUUACUAAAAUAACGAAUCUUCAGACUGAAGCUCAUGUUCAUUUAGAAGAAGUAUGCGUGAAAUUUUUGUCAAAAUGUUGUUUGUGUCAUGGUGCAAACCAAGCUAGAUUAGCCAGAGUACUUUGUGACGUAAUAUAUUUGCAAUCUAACGGCAUAUCCGGGUUUAUGCGAAGACUGAUAUUACAAUUACUGCUGGAAAAUGAAAAAAUACCCGUGAGCAUUGAAGCGGACGAAACGUUGUACAAGAGCGCCAAAUUGAUCCAAAGCUACAUACCUUCACAUCCGGCUUUUAAACAAACUUACAAUCGCGCCAUGUUAUGUUUGAGUACCAACACCACCCUCCUUGAAAUACUCGAGCAGCACAUUUUUUUUAAAAUGUCUUACAAAUCAGAAUUGUCGCUUAAUAAAAAAUCGAAUUUCGCGGCGAAGAAAGACAUAUUCAAAUCGUGGUUUGCGGCCGAAGAACAAGAAAUGAGCAUGGCCGCUGGGGUUACUGCCAAAGAUAAACGUGCCAAAGACGCCAAGAACCAAAUGACGGCUACGCCACAGUCGAAAAAGAAGAGGUACGCAACGAGCUCUAUGAACACCACUGACGUGAUCGAAGGGAGAAUUAUUAAAUGUGAAUCAUUUUCCGAUCAACCACUGCCACUCACGGUUAAUCUCGGACAACUUCUAAGACUGAUAGAGUCUAAAGGAACUACCACCGAUUGGCCUUAUAUACAUCUUAAGAUCUACCAAUGUAAAAAUAAUGAUGAUAAGUCUAAUAAUGAAGCAAAUUCUUCAGUUCUCCAACAACCACCAAUUUGUAGUGCCUUACAAGUGUUUAGUUCAAUGGGUGGUCUAGCUUUGCUUGCCCAACACCUACCUACGGUUUACCCUGAAGCAAUAAGAUCCGCAAUUCUAGAGAAAGCCCCACCAGAUACAUCAGACUCUGAAUGGAUUAAAGUAGAUGAAUCGGAUGAAGCAUAUGAAGACAUUUUAGAAGAUACCAUUGGGACCAAUUCACCCACAAAAUCAUCAAUUCUCAUUUCUCAUGUGCCACCCCAUUCUUUAACUGCUUUUGGACUGUUCUUAAGGUUACCAGGGUACGCGGAGGUACUUCUAAAAGAUAUGAAGAAAGCAUUAUAUCUUCUCCGACUGACUUUAGGUGUUACUGAUGAUGGUGAAGGUGGAGAUAUUUUUAACUCUCCUAUAUCAGAUUCUUUACCUACACUUCCUUUUGAAGUUCUAAAAAAGUUGUACGAUGGGACGCCGCUUAGUACUGAUGAUGGACGACUCUUAAGACGAAUUAGUAUCAAUAUAGGAGUAGUACAUUUACUUUUGGGAUGUAUCGGUAUCUUUUCUCACCAAUUUAACGCAAAUGGUACAGAUAAAGAUGGUCAAAAUUCUAAAAACAAAGAAGAUAAAUCUCAGUUAUAUUGGGCCAAAGGUACAGGUUUUGGUACGGGUUCCACUCAACAGAGUUGGAAUGUUGAACAGGCUCUGUUAAAGCAAAAAAGCGAAGAAGAGCAUGUUACUGUUCUUCUGCAAGUUUUAGCGAGUUACAUUAAUCCAAACGAUAAUGCUGAGGAUGAAUUGACAGAGAGCGUUCUACCUCAAGGUUUUAAUGACUUGCUAACACAAAGUGCAUUAUUGCCUGCUAUUUGUUCGUAUUUAAGAAAUGAUUCAGUGUUAGAUAUGGCCCGACAUAUUCCAUUGUACAAAGGGGUCCUGCAAUUACUAAGAGCGCUGGCUGUCAGUUCUCAGCUGGUUAGCCUGCUCUUGCCGCAAAAGAACAGGGGCAGCGACUCAUCGGUUAGUUCCUUAUUGAAAAAUAUGAAGAGUUGUGUAGAUACGUACGCUUCUAAGUUAAGAUUAAAUACUAAAAGCAAGACGAAGAACAAGCUGGGCGAACAGUUGGAGGAGCUCGAGCAGGGCGAAGGGCUGGCUACUUUAAUGCCAGACAUUCAGAACACCGCUAAUUUGGUGUCGAGGGUCACAAGUGGUUUAGUUGAUUCUGAUAGCUCGUACGAUAGUGAAAAUUCUGUAGAUAAGAAAAUUGUAGUUUCCUUAGAAGAGCAGUAUUUGAAGAUUAUGAAAAAUUUGCAAUUUUCCUCAUAUGAAAUGAUAACGGAGUUACCCGAAGGUGGUAUAAAGUUCGUGGUGUCUCAUCAUUUCGAAAGUAAUGCUAAGACGACUAGUGAGCAAUCGCAUCCCACUAGAGUGAAGAGGAUAGCGCAAGAGGCUGUGACAUUAUCAACUAGUUUACCUUUAAGUUAUAGUAGUUCUGUUUUUGUUAGAUAUGAUAAUUCGCGAUUGGAUGUUAUGAAAGUACUAAUAACAGGACCCGCAGACACCCCAUACGCGAAUGGUUGUUUUGAGUUAGAUGUCUUCUUCCCGCCCGAUUACCCGUUGUCUCCGAUGAUGAUUAACUUAGAGACAACCGGCCAUCACACUGUCAGGUUCAACCCUAACCUUUACAAUGACGGCAAAGUGUGCUUAUCCGUACUGAACACGUGGCAUGGCAGACCGGAAGAAAAGUGGAAUGCACAAACGUCUAGUUUCCUGCAAGUUUUGGUUUCCAUUCAAAGCUUGAUACUAGUUCCAGAACCGUACUUUAAUGAGCCAGGCUAUGAACGAGCGAGAGGGACUCAAGCGGGAUCAGUCAGCUCUAAAGAUUACAAUCUCAAUAUUUGCCAAGCCACUGUUCGGUGGGCAAUGUUGGAGCAAAUUCUCAACCCAUGUCCUUGCUUCAAAGAAAUAAUCCACACGCAUUUCUACAUCAAGAAGUUCGAAAUUUUAGCUCAGGUUGAGAAGUGGAUAAGCGAAGUAGAACUGGAAAUAACUAAAGAGAAAAAGAUGUCGAGAACCAAUAAAAAAUCUCCAACCAUUACCCUGGAAUCGUUCAAAAAAGUCUACCAACAAUUAAGGGAAGCCCUGGUAAAACUAAGGCCUCCCUCCGAACUAGAAGAAGAAGAUGAAGAUCUUCCGACAACUCCAACCAACAACAUGGAGGUAGCCAUUGACGUGCAUCAAGUGGAUAACAUGGAGAAAGAUAUGGUGAAAAUGGUGAAUGAUAUGUGCGAAUGAAGAGAAGGAAUAUAUUGCAUUUAUUUUUUUCUCUUUUUUACUGUACAUUUCGACUUUGUUCCAUAGAGCAAUAUUUUAUAUACUUUUUGCAAGUUUUAGGACAAUUGGUUUUUAUUGUGUACUAUGAUGAUUCGCGCAAAAAUGAAAUUUGGAAGAUCGUCGUUAUUAUAGAAAAGUUACCAAGGUCGUAACUUGUGUCAUUGUUGUAGAUUAACAGAAACUAAAUUAUUCCUUUAAUUUUAAAUUGUUUAUAAACAAAUAUAUGUGAUGAUUUAAAAUAAAAUGACACUGUUUUAAAG
Molecule: messenger RNA, 13240 nt
Organism: Psylliodes chrysocephalus
Lineage: Eukaryota; Metazoa; Arthropoda; Insecta; Coleoptera; Chrysomelidae
Source: the annotation of a GenBank genome assembly